Molecule: messenger RNA, 1466 nt
Organism: Odocoileus virginianus texanus
Lineage: Eukaryota; Metazoa; Chordata; Mammalia; Artiodactyla; Cervidae
Gene: SIMC1
Product: SUMO interacting motifs containing 1
Molecular function (GO): SUMO polymer binding
Source: RefSeq, a predicted model, not a curated record
AAGGACACUAGCUAUAGAAUGUACAGAAAAGGCAGUUAGAAAAGAAUAUAAGCAUUUCAUUACCUAAAAAAUCAACUAAAGACAAAAGAUAGUGGUGCAGGCAAUGAGGGACCAAAAAGCUGUAAGACCUUUAGAAAACAAAUAGAACAAGGCCAGAGUUAGGUCUCUCUUCAUCAGUAAAAGGGAACCAACAGACUGUGCAUGCCUGCCUGGCUUUGGUAAGGCUAGGGUCGUCACCAUGUGGAUCAUGAGGACACCGAGACGCAGAGCAGGACAAAACCUGCCCGGGCGAGUCUUCUUUCUGCGUUAUGUCGUACAGACCCUGGAAGAUGAUUUCCAGCAGAUCCUGAGGAGGCAGCGACAGCACCUGCAGCAAGCCAUUGCAAGCACCGUGCUGUCCUGCGACAAGCAGCCCCACAAUGUCAGGGAUGUCAUCAAGUGGCUGAUCAGAGCAGUAACUGAAGACAGAUUAAUCCAGUCCCCAAAUGAGAAUCAGACCUCUCCAGGAAAAGGAAUCUUGAAGACCAGCAGUAGCCACCCUUCUUCCCAACCUAACCUGACAAAGAAUGCCAAUCAGCUGAUUGUAUGCCAGCUCCAGAGGAUGCUGUCUAUCGCUGUUGAGGUGGACAGGACCCCCACAUGCAGCUCCAAUAAAAUUGCCGAAAUGAUGUUUGGGUUUGUGCUGGACAUUCCUGAGAGGAGUCAGAGAGAGAUGUUCUUUACUACCAUGGAAAGCCACCUUCUACGCUGCAAAGUGCUGGAAAUCAUAUUUCUCCACAGCUGUGAGACGCCCACCCGCCUCCCCUUGUCUCUGGCCCAGGCCCUCUAUUUCCUGAACAAUUCCACAUCACUGCUCAAGUGUCAGUCGGAUAAAACCCAGUGGCAGAAAUGGGAUGAGCUGGUCGAGCACCUGCAGUUUCUGUUGUCCAGUUACCAGCAUGUUUUAAGAGAGCACUUGCGGAGCUCAGUGAUCGACCGGAAAGACUUGAUAAUCAAGAGAGUCAAGCCCAAACCCCAGCAGGGAGACGACAUCUCCGUGCUGGACGUGGAGCAGCAGAUCGAGGCCUUCCGCAGCCGCCUGGGCCACGUGCUGGGGGAGCCGCUCGUCCCGCAGCUGCAGGACAAGGUGCAUCUCCUCAAGCUCCUGCUCUUCUUUGCUGCAGACCUGAACCCCGACUCGGAGGCCUCCCCAUAGGCCCGGAGCAGCCCAAGGUCAUCCGAGGCCCUGGACACCAAGAAUACCUCCUGAACGCCACCUCCAGCUGCUUGGAGGUCCCAGAAGUAUAGAAACUAGUUUAAAAUCUAACAGGACCAAACCUACCUUAUUUAUCUGUAGGCUAUGAUAACUUUCUAACUCUUUAGUAGACAUCUUUAACAACCCUGUCCUAGCCUCUUCUCAGAUAUGACUUAAAUACAUACGGUGUAUAUAUUUUUUAAUAAAUUAUUUAUGUAUACCUUUUUUGAAA